UCCUCCCGCGGGCCCUCGGGGCGGGGUCCCGAGAGCAGAGGGGAAGAGGAAGUUGGGGGAGGGUCCUAGCUGGGAGUGAACCGGAAGUGUAAACCCUCCUACUUCUUCUCGACCAGGCGGAACCUGUUCGGCUGGGCCCGGUGGCCGCAAGAGAACUUUCUCCCGCCCCAACGGUCUCAGUGGCCAACUGCCCCGCCCGCCUGGCAGCCUCCCCCGCCUUCUCCUCUCCGGCUCCGUGCGGCGGCCCUGUCUCCUCCUUGCCCGGCGAUAUCCGCUUGCUGCUGCCACCGCCACCUCGUCUUCUGCCCGGCCAGCCGGCCUGCCCCGCUGCAGUGAUGUGCGACAAGGAGUUCAUGUGGGCCCUGAAAAACGGAGACUUGGAUGAGGUGAAAGACUAUGUGGCCAAGGGAGAAGAUGUCAACCGGACACUAGAAGGUGGCAGAAAACCUCUUCAUUACGCAGCAGAUUGCGGGCAGCUGGAAAUCCUGGAGUUUCUGCUGCUGAAAGGAGCAGAUAUUAACGCUCCGGAUAAACAUCAUAUCACCCCUCUUCUGUCUGCCGUCUAUGAAGGUCAUGUUUCCUGUGUGAAAUUGCUUCUCUCGAAGGGCGCUGAUAAGACUGUGAAAGGUCCUGAUGGACUAACUGCCUUUGAAGCCACUGACGACCAGGCAAUCAAAGCACUUCUUCAGUGAUGGACGGUGGGCUGACAGCUCUGGAAGAAUGACUCUCCUGUGGCCUCACACUGCUGCCUGUCUGUCUGUCACUCUCUAUCUGCCAGCUUCUUCAGCUAAAUACUUUGCGAGGGGUGAGGGGAGAGAGAAAUUCAUUACAAAUCAGACUACCAGAAAAAAAAAACAAUGUUUGGGAGAAGAGGAAAAAACCAUGAUCAGGCUUUACUAGGAUCCCUGAUCAAGUCAGCCUCUUUUCCAUUUCCAAUAAAAUACACGGCUUCUACCCAAGGAAAAGCAAAGACAAAAUAUACCAGUAACAUUUGACCCUUUCAGCUCCCUAGCUAAUUUAUUAACUAGAUCGUGUCCAGGGUCUGAUUAUACAAAGGCCAACUACCCAUAUUUGGUAGCCCUCACUGUACAAGCAGUGGCGGCUGCUGCGAUGUAAACUAGGGUGCUGAGAUAAGCAAUUAGCUAUAGCCUUCUGCCUUAAGGUGCACUCGGUUGGGGGUCUCCUGGCGCAGUUCAGAGCGCUGCCCGUGGUUGGUGACCAAAUCUUCCCUCGGUGGCUUUCAGCUUCACGUGAAAGCUGAGUUAAGGUGAGGAGGGGCGCACUCCCAAAUUGUUGAAUGACUGAACUUUGGAUUUCUUCUCCCCUUUCACAUGGAUUUCUUGCAUCUUUAGGUAAACCGACUAGUUUUAUUUGUCAAAUCUUAAAUUUUGGAAGUCUAAAGGAGAAAUCAUUCCAGUACGCAUAUUUUUUUUUCUCCUCUAGAUUUACACAUUUACAUAACAUUGAAACACUUUCGAACUCCUGCUGGUAUUAAAGGGGGAUUUAAAAAUAGAAUCAUAGCCAUAAGCCUGAUAGUAUCACAUAAAGAAAGAACAGUUGUCUUAGUACCUACAGAUUUUCUUCACUUGCUAUUUGAAUGGAUUGGCCUCAGUUUUGUUUGGAAAAUCAAGGGACACUGUGGAAUGCCUCUCUCAGACCCAUCUCGGAUGCUGAUUACUUCCUGCACCAAAGCUAUCACUGGGGUGAGAUUUGCUACUUGGACACAUGUACCCCAUCCCUUCAAAAAAUGCUUGCUAGUUACCAGGUUUCCCUGAGUUGAUAACUUCUGCUGAACAUCCGCCAGCCCGCUUGCAUAGUAUGUUUCUUUUCUAAGUCAUGCAUUAAGUAUGACACCUUCAAAAUGUACUCUGUGUCUUUAAAAUACAGUGCCCUAAAAUGGUGUUAAGACCUGCCGAAAAUAUUUAGACACAUUUUCAAAUGUGUAUUUAAUGAGCAGUACAACUAAUUAAAACAUAUGCCCUUAAAUUUUGCUAUCUUGCAUUUAAAAUGUUAAGAUUCCUUUGACUUGCCAUCCAUAUAUGCAUACUUAAAAUAUUAGGAUUUUUUCCUUAGUUACAUCAUGCAAUAAUUGAAUGUACCUCAAAUUUUUAAAAAGGGGGGAGGGUGGGUUAGGGACUUGUAUUCAGAUUAUGGAUAAUACAGAAUUGAUGAUUUUUUUAAGGCAAUGUAGCAUUCAACAGCAGAGUUAAACUAGUAUCAAGAACAGUCAGCCUGGCUAAUAACAGAUCUUAUUGAUCAGUUGCUGAUUGGUUGGUUGGUAGGUUGUUGUGAGUGUGUGUGAGAGUGUGAGAGAGUGUGUGUGUGUAUGUGGGGGUGUGUGUGUGUAUUUUUCCCCACGAACCCUUUUUUUAUCCUGUGGCUUUUUCACUUACAACUAGCCCAACCCUGUAAUUUUUCUUCAUCCAAGAAAACAAUCACGAAAUGAUGGUUUAAAUACUUUGAUAUGUUUGGCUAAUUCUGCUGCCUUAAUGCAGCCUGUUAGAGUCGGAUUAAAAGUUAGUAAUCAGUACCUUAUUCCAUCACUGAACUGAAACCUGGAGCCAUCCUCAUUAAAGACGGAGGGCACUCUGUCAGUCUUUAACCGUCAACAUAGUGACAAGGUGUUCGAUAUCUUUGUUUCCACCUCUUGGCAUAUGCUAUCUGAAAGGCUUGGGUUUUACCCUCUACAGUUUUUACCUUUACGUUCUCAGUGUUCUGUUGCAGUUGGCUGUUGCAGAGAGUGCACUGUCCUAUCAUUCCUAAACCUGGUCUGCUUUCUACAGUCACCUGGUACAGAAACCACGUGACUUUUUUGUACAGUUUAUCCUGAUGUUCCUCGUAACGCAGUAGAGGCUACUUCGCCUUCCCUCUUCUUUCUCAGCCAUUUUGUAAGCCCCAUAAUUAUGAAGAGGUUGCUUGAGAAAAUAACAUAUAAACAUAGAAUAGACUGACCAAGAUGGUUUACAAUUUCUUCUCUUUUUUUUAAACUAGGUUAUUUAUAAUGUAUUUCUGAACCACUUGGCAGAAAAAUUCACAACACUUAAAUGUUCAUAUUUGAGUAAAGGAAGCUAAAAAACCAUGUCUGCUUUUUGGUACUACAUGCAUUAGUGAAAGGUUAAGUAAGUUUUGUUCUCCACUGAAGUUAUAUUUAACAUCUCAGCAAAAACCUUGCAUGUUCUGUAGUUUUGUAUUAAGUCAGUCAUUUCGUAUGCACUAUAUCAAGUCAAAACAGGUGGUUUGCCUGUUGACCUUCGUAUACUAACAAAUUCCCCCUUGCAGCUUCAGACUGGUAUCUGUAGACUUAGAGUUCAAAUCCAGCACCUGACUAGAUCCAAGUAGUUUUUCUGUGCACAGCUCACCUCAAGCCAGUGGGGCCUGAAGGCGAGGUGGGCAUGUGCAGUGUGUGGAAGCUGCAAGCAAGUAGGUCCUUUCUUCAUUUCUUUCUCUCAAAUAAUGGAUUUUAAAUUUCUAUGGAUCUUUUAGAUUUUUUUUUUUCCUAAAACUUCAACUGAGCUGCUGUUUUCUUCCAUGCAAUAUUGUAUACUCGAUUGUGUAUAGAAGAAGCUGGUGAGAGUGCCCUCCUACAUAAGCAAUUGCAGUGUUUGCAUGCAAAAUUUAAAAAAUUUAAAUUGUCCUGAUUCUAUUUUGUAAAUGGAGAAACAAUCAUAUCUUUCUAAGCAGUAAUGGAGGAAGACUAGUGCUUUGUGCAUUUUGAUAUAUUUGAGUUCAUUUUUUCCAAAACGUAAUACUUUUGACACAAUUGGGUUUCUCAUAUUAUCCUAGUUCAUGUACAUCAGAAUGCUAAAUAAUACUGUGUUCAAGUUCUGUGUUGCAAGAACAAAUGGAAUAAACUUGAAUUGUGCUACA
Messenger RNA from Pteropus alecto (black flying fox), 3867 nucleotides. RefSeq names its product myotrophin (gene MTPN). Gene Ontology annotation, cellular component: cytoplasm; nucleus. Gene Ontology annotation, molecular function: protein binding. Gene Ontology annotation, biological process: regulation of barbed-end actin filament capping. The transcript has 4 exons. The coding region runs from base 336 to 692 and encodes 118 amino acids. The record is from RefSeq and is a predicted model, not a curated record. NCBI's taxonomy places the organism in Eukaryota, Metazoa, Chordata, Mammalia, Chiroptera, Pteropodidae.